AUGGGUAAGCUAUCGUCGAAGAGACAUGGAGAAUUGACGAAAGAAGGGACCGCUAAAUGGAGAAGAAGUUACAAAGCAUGCCUCAAUUGUCGUACGAAAAAAGUCAAGUGCGACAUGGGGCCUGUUGGCAAUCCUCAUGGACCACCAUGUUUGCGUUGCCGAAGAGAAAGAAAGAAAUGCGAGUUCCCGCCCUCAAAACAUCGUGUUGACAUAGGGCAAGAGGUGAGUGACAUGUGUGGGAUUCCAACCGCGAGUGCCGUUAAAAAGUGCGGUUAUGAAUCCAGUACUCAUUCCAAGGAAGUAUCUGACAGUGGUACUAGUGCAUUGGACUCUAAAUGGAAGAUCGAGGUUUAUUCAAUGCAGAAUGCUCUCGAAUUUCUGGCGAAAGCUGCUGGCUCAGUUGCACAUAGUGAAGGCCCUGACAUAAAUUCAGAAUUAAACAGUUCCAGCAUGCAGAAUGCUCUCAGCAAGAUAGUCAAAAGCUUUUCUAUUGACCAAGAAUCAUCAGCACCUCCUGAGUGUGCACAUAAUACACAGAGCUCAGCCAGAGCUGCGCCUUUUUCAUUCGAAGGGCUAGGCAAUAUGCAACCUCAAUUAUUCACGAAGCUCACCGAUAUUGAAUUUAUUGGAGAUGAUAGGGUGAUUUCUGAAAUGGAGGCUAUAAAACUAAUAGAUGCUUUUUUCUUAAGGAUGCAUCCCUUUUUUCCACAUAUACCUCUACAAUUGCAAGAACCUGAGGAAUUGGUACGAUACCCUCUACUACUUUGUGCUAUCCUGACAGUGUCAAGCCGUUACCAAUCAUUUCGCGAAUUGAAAUUAUUUGAAGGUUCGAGUGGUGACCGUGCAUUAGAUAUUCAUGAGAAAUUAUGGGCUUACAGUCAAAGAUUAAUUUCACAAACCAUUUGGGCUGAGGCAAGCACGAGAUCUAUAGGCACGGUUCUAGCCUUUUUACUGUUCACCGAAUGGAACCCUAGAGCGAUACAUUCAAAAUGGCAGGAUUACGCUAAUGAUUCUGAGUCAAGUGACAGCUCCAGGAGAGACACACGCGAUAUUGGUACAAUUAAAGAAACAAAAGGACUAAUCGGUUUGGAAUCUAUCAGAAGAAGUGAUAGAAUGGCCUGGAUGCUGACUGGAUCUGCUGUGAGACUAGCACAGGAUAUGGGAUUCAUUGAAACAAACUGCAAAAUCUUUAUCGCCACUCAUAUUGCUGAAACACAAACUGCCAUGCAAGUUAAUCAGAGACCAAUAUUAGCCGAAUCACUCAAUGAUAUAAAAUUCGAAGAGAAUGAUGAAGCAGAAGAUAUUCAGAGUUUGUAUUUUAAUCAUAUUUUAGAGAAUGAUAAAAGCAGAAAACGGUGGCUCAAGUUUGUACAAGAAAUGAGACUCUACGAAAUUCCUGAGGGAAGCAGAAUCUGGAAAGAAGUGGAAACUGAAUUUUUGAAUGACGAGUAUAUCUUGUUUCAUGCAGCAAGUAAUGUAAACGAAAACUUAUAUUUCAAAGGACAGAAAACAACUCCGUUACCGUCGCAAUUGAAAUUUACCAAGAGUCAAAAGGCAAAGAUAGAAUUAUUGAAAAUAAUCUCAAUCGGAAAUGAGACUAUAUAUUGCGAUAAGGGAAAUCUGCAAUUAUUCAUAAAAGAUCCGAGAGCUAACCUGGUCAUAUUAAAGAUUUUGUCACCUUUAAUCGAAAAUUGGUAUAAGAAUUACAACGACUUGUUGAGUCCCGCAACAAACAACCCGAAUUAUCACGCAUUAAUGGUAGACGGAGAAAGUCUCAUUUGCGAUUAUUCGUAUUGCCAGUUGUACAUAUACUCACUGGCGCUACAAGUCGAUGUGAGGGAAAAUCCAUUUAAAUUGAAAGAGAUCGCCAAAAGCGCCAAAUACGUCGAAAUUGCUUACAGUGCCGCCAAAGAAAUUCUGGUCUCUGCCGAGAGGUUGAGAUCAUUUGGAUUGGCUCGAUUUCUACCUGUAAGAUGGGUAGCGCGAAUAGUCCGUGCCAUUGCGUUCAUAAUCAAGUGUUAUCUAACACUAACCGGUAACAAAACCAAUACCAUCGGCAAUCCCGUUGCAAAUACCAUCUUGAGACUGACCGUUAUCCCCAUCGAGGAGACUCUGCCGUUGGUAGAAACUGCCGCUGAGAUACUCAACGAGACCUCGCCCGACGAAUUGCAUCUAGGCAAACGGUACUCGACCAUAAUUUCAUACCUCUGCUCGGAGAUGAGGACGAACAAUUUCAAGAACAAAAACCGUGAACAAGAAUAUCGCGCUGAGAACGAGACAAGCAAUUUGCCGCCAAGAAGAACAGAACAGCACGAACAGACAGACACGAUCGCAGAGUCCCGGGACACCAACCACCUUCCACAACACACUACUGCUCCAGAUAUGAGCCAACACGAUGCACCACUUCAGCCUAUGAACUCGCUCCCGAACGAGAUCAUGGACUGGUUUUUCACGAGUGAAGACAUAGGCUUGGAUUUUGUGGAUCCAUGGACAGAAAUGAUCGAACAAAAAUACAUGGAGAAAUCGCAUUUCCACCAGCAAGAUUCACCUGCUGCUGGCUAG
Zygotorulaspora mrakii is the source of this 2562-nucleotide messenger RNA. RefSeq names its product Aro80p (gene ARO80). NCBI's taxonomy places the organism in Eukaryota, Fungi, Ascomycota, Saccharomycetes, Saccharomycetales, Saccharomycetaceae. Gene Ontology annotation, biological process: aromatic amino acid catabolic process; positive regulation of transcription by RNA polymerase II; DNA-templated transcription. The coding region runs from base 1 to 2562 and encodes 853 amino acids. Gene Ontology annotation, cellular component: nucleus. The transcript has a single exon. Gene Ontology annotation, molecular function: DNA binding; zinc ion binding; DNA-binding transcription factor activity, RNA polymerase II-specific. The record is from RefSeq and is a predicted model, not a curated record.